Seriola dumerili (greater amberjack) is the source of this 6747-nucleotide messenger RNA. RefSeq names its product GLI family zinc finger 1 (gene gli1). Gene Ontology annotation, cellular component: nucleus. The record is from RefSeq and is a predicted model, not a curated record. Gene Ontology annotation, molecular function: DNA-binding transcription factor activity, RNA polymerase II-specific; RNA polymerase II cis-regulatory region sequence-specific DNA binding. NCBI's taxonomy places the organism in Eukaryota, Metazoa, Chordata, Actinopteri, Carangiformes, Carangidae. The transcript is spliced from 12 exons. Gene Ontology annotation, biological process: regulation of transcription by RNA polymerase II; smoothened signaling pathway. Bases 1 to 4464 code for a protein of 1487 amino acids.
AUGCCAGUGGACAUGCAGCCACACCAGGGGCUGUAUCACUAUGAGACCUCACCCAGCCAGCCCUCCAGAGGCCUAGUCCCAUCAGACCAGUCUCCCUACAGUGAUGUGUCUUCGCUCCGUGCCCCACUCCUCAACUGCCCUCCCCAGGACUGCCGAGCUAUGUAUAAUCCCAUGACUCCCAGUAUGACUCAUGGAUCAGGGCCAGGACAGGGGAUUGGCCACUGCAUGGAUCAAUACAUGAGGCCCCCUCAGGCCCCACCGCCCCACAGUAUGAUGGGCCACCGGGGCAUGCCGCCCACAGAGAGUGAGUCAGACACCCCCUACUGUAACCAGAACAACAUGAUGUCCUCUCAUCAUAACUUCUGCCAGGUUCAGCCUGGCUCUGAUCAGAUUGGGUCUGGUGAUGGCUCAAGGUUCUCCACACCUCGUUCCAUGCUGAAGCUGAGUAAAAAGAGAGCUCUGUCCAUCUCUCCUCUGUCUGAUGCCAGUGUGGACCUGCAGACAGUAAUCCGGACAUCACCCAACUCUUUAGUGGCCUUUGUCAACUCUCGCUGCAACCCCAAUGGAGCCAGCUCCUAUGGGCACCUCUCUGUGAGCGCCAUGAGUCCGUCCCUGGGUUAUUCCAGCAAUAUAAACUGCCAGUCCAGGCAACAAGGUUCCAUGUACAGUGGAGGCGGGGGGACACCUCUAGGUGGACACACACCAGGUCCCUGCCAAGCUUCCCGCUUACCUCCGCACAAUCCUCGACUCCACGUUCCACCCAAGCAUGGACAUCUGAAAACGGAGCCAGGGCUGGGAGGUGUGAUGGAUGGCAUGAAUGUGAAGAGCCUGGAGGAGAGGUCAGAGGGGGACGUGGCUAGUCCUUCUUCCACUGGCACUCAGGACCCUCUCCUGAGUCUACUGGACGGCAGAGAUGACUUGGACAAAGAGGAUGGGAAACCUGAGCCAGAGGCCGUCUAUGAAACUAACUGUCGCUGGGAAAGCUGCAACAAGGAAUUUGACACACAAGACCAGCUAGUUCACCACAUCAACAAUGAGCACAUCCACGGAGAGAAGAAGGAGUUUGUGUGCCACUGGCAGGAGUGCUCUCGAGAACAGAGGCCUUUCAAAGCCCAGUACAUGCUGGUGGUUCAUAUGCGCAGACACACAGGAGAGAAGCCACACAAGUGCACUUUUGAAGGCUGUAACAAGGCUUACUCUCGCCUGGAAAAUUUGAAGACCCACCUGCGCUCUCACACUGGGGAGAAACCAUACGUGUGUGAACAUGAAGGCUGCAACAAGGCCUUCUCCAAUGCUUCAGACCGGGCCAAGCACCAGAACCGGACUCACUCCAAUGAGAAACCUUAUGUAUGUAAGAUCCCAGGCUGCACUAAGCGGUAUACAGAUCCGAGCUCUCUGCGAAAACACGUGAAGACGGUGCACGGCCCUGAAGCCCACAUCACCAAGAAGCAUCGGGGAGACACAGGCCCUCGACCGCCUGGCUCAGCUAUGACCCCUGGAGGGCAGAACUCUGAACUGCUGCUGGAGAAAGAGGAGACACGCCGGGAGGACUGCAAACUGCUGGCUCCUGAGACUGCUCUGAAAUCCCAGCCAAGUCCUGGUGGUCAGUCAUCCUGCAGUAGCGAACGUUCUCCACUGGGUAGCGCCAACAACAACGACAGUGGGGUGGAGAUGAACCUAAAUGCAGCAGGCAGCUUGGAGGAUCUCACAGCACUGGAGGAUGGAGUAGCAGGUGGAGGAGGAGGGGAACCAGGAAGUGUAGGAGGAGCAAUGGGAAUGUCGGCACAGGCUUUGAAAAGGCUGGAGAACCUGAAGAUUGACAAGCUGAAGCAAAUCCGCAGGCCUACUCCUCCUGGCCGCUGUGCCAGCAACAAGUUACCAACGCUUCCUGGUACAGGGGAGAAUAUGGGAAUGUGUGCACCUUCUCCGCUCCUCUCAAAUCGACGUGUUAUGGAGCUGUCUAACCAUGAGUUAGGAGGUGGAACUUCGAUUGGCUGCUCUACUAAUGACAGGAGAGGAAGCGGCACCAGCAGCCUAAGCUCUGCGUAUACAGUCAGCCGUCGCUCCUCCAUGGUGUCUCCUUACCUGUCCAGUCGGCGCUCCAGUGAGGUCUCACAAAUGGGAGGAACGGCAGGGGGAGGAUGUCACGUCCUCGGCCCAGAGCAGAGUGGGGGAGACCCCCUCUCUCCUGAGACCAAUCGCAGAGGAGCUCCAUGUCCUGGAGGAGGGGGAUUGCCAGGUCUUCCUAAUUUAACACCCGCCCAGCAAUACAGUCUAAAGGCCAAAUACGCUGCAGCAACUGGUGGACCGCCACCUACUCCUUUACCCAAUAUGGAGCAGCCAGGAACUCCGAGCAGAAGAGGUGUUUUGAGUGAGUACCAGGGGCAGCCUCUGCCUCCUUUCCUUCAACAAGCUGGCCCACGUAGGCACAGUGCCAACACUGAGUACGGCACUGGUGUUAUCUACCCUCACCAGGCUCCAGGCAACAACAUCAGGCGAGCCAGUGACCCGGUGCGGUCAGCAGCGGAAACACAAGCUCUCCCGAAGCGCUUCAAUAGCCUUAAUAAUGUAGCCAUGAUGAGCCGAAGGAAUGCACUGCAACACCGUGGCUCUGACACCAGUCUUGCCCGCCACAUGUACUCCCCUCGGCCGCCCAGCAUCACAGAGAACGUAAUGCUGGAGGCUAUGAGUAUGGAGCCCCACCUUGCCCCUGUUGAUGCUAGGGAUCGUUCCAUGAUGAUGCCCCCUGGAGAAAGAAGCUUUAUGGGAUAUCAGCAACAGCAUCAAACUCUUGGCGGUGGAGGUCCUCUUUCAAACCAGCUGUCCCCAAGCCAUGACUCUAUGGGCUGUCCAGAACAGGGUUACAUGCAGGGGCACUUCCAGAACCAGGGAGGGGAAGUUAUUUCCAGAGCUGGUGGAAAUCCAAUGGGCCAAGCCAGGCCUAUUCACCCAGAGGGCAUGUCCAAUACACUUCUCCAGCAGGCUGAGUACAGUAUGAGCACCUGCCAGCUCAGUCCCUCAGGUCCCCAUUAUCCCAGUAUAAGCCAGGGUGGUGACGCUGGAGGCCCUUGGAGUGACGCCCACAGCCAAGUCCAAACCUCCAGCCAUGCUCUCCAGAACCAGCGAGGAAUGCAGUAUUCAGAUCCCACCCUGCAGCCUCAACAGUCACAGGCCCACUUCAACAAUCAGACUGGCCUCUAUAACGGUCCUGAUGGAACCCACAAACUCACCAUCAAGCCUGAGCAGCAGUUCCACCCUGGGAUGGGAGGCAGAGACGCCUGUCAAAGUGCUAAGCUCCAACAGCAGCGGAUGCUCCUUCAGCAGACUCAGGGUUACCCGCAACAGACAGGCCAGGUUAUGAUGAGGAACUCUAACAAUCCCAGUUGUGAUUUUCAAGGGCAGAACCAAAAGUCUUACCCCAGUGGAGGUGGCUUGAGUUUAGGUUGCGCCGGGUCUGCUCUUUCAGAUGGGCAAAGGUCAGAGACCCCCAUGAUGCAGGUGAAGGAAAUGAUGGUCAGGAACUAUGUACAGUCCCAGCAAGCACUCAUGUGGGAGCAGCAACAAGAACAGCAGCAGCAACAACAGCAGCAGGGUGGAAUAAAACCUACUUCUCUUCCUGACAAUAUGGAUAUGAGCGGCCAGACAGCAAUGAUGCAGCACAGUCCACAGCACCAAAACCAGAAUCUUUAUUCCAACCAACCCUAUCCUUCCUACCCCAACCAGAACCUGGUCAUGAGCCCUCCGGACCACAGCCGAGGGCCCAGCUCGGUGACACCUAAAGACCAGCAGCUGACAGGUCUCCCAGGCUCAUGCUAUGGCCAAGAGAUGGUGGUGCCCAGGCCUCCUCAGGGCCGGAAACCUCUCAGCCGUCAGAACAGCCUGUCACAGGUAGGAGGAGGCUACCUGGGCAGCCCACCCCAUCUCAGCCCUGUCCACUCUACUACCAGCCCCAGACGAGGGGUCAGACUGCCCCCAGUCCAGCAUCCACAGCACCAACAAAAUGAAAUGUUCUCUCCUUCCAAUAACAACAACAUGUACUACUCUGGUCAGAUCAACAUGGAUAUGGAGAAACACAUGGACCCCCAGAAUGGGCCUUGUAUCAAUCAGCAGCAUAGUAUGACGUCCAACCUGGAUCCAACAGGUGGCACUAAGUCUGCCCCCAUGGCUCCCUAUCCUGAGUCGGGCCCCAUAUCCAAUGCCUUAGAAAACCUGGACCUGGACAAUGCUCGCAUAGACUUCACCUCCAUCAUUGAUGAUGCCGAGUCCUCCUCAUUCAGCCCAGUCAACAAUCCCCUCCAGGGUCAGCCGGGAUCCUCCUCCCAGGCCUCAUCCCGCCUCACCACCCCUCAGACUUCUGUCAGCCUAGCUGCAGGCUCUGGCCUGUCCAACAUGGCUGUUGGUGACAUGACAUCCAUGCUUACCUCGCUGGCUGGGGAGAAUAAAUACCUGAACACAUUGUCUUAGAAGACAACUCUUAGGCAUAUAUUCAGACUAUCAAUCAAUUUUAGCCUUUGGCAAGGUCUUUAUGUAACCAGCCUGGGGUUUAAAAUGCUUAACUCCUGUUGCUUAUAGUGAUUUUCUCUUGUACAUUGCAAGAAAGGUCAGUUAGGGUAAGACAGACAAACUUUUGAAUGGAACAUUUCUGUAAUGGAUCAUUACUCUGGGCUGUUUUAUACUUCCCCAUAAGCCUUUAUACAUAAACCUGACACAUUAACCCUUGUUCGAGCCAGGACCCUCAACUGGCAAGGGGUCUGUUGCUACUGGAUACGCAUGUAACAGGAAUAACGUCAUGUUGUAAUGCGUUCUGGUUGCAAGUUGAGACGAAGGCUUACUAAUGUGGUCCCAUCACAGGUUUCAAAAUUGUAAGAAUCCUCGCCGUAAACCUUAAAACCAAAGGUGCCUGAUCAAUCUCCCUUGCUGUAUUCUUCCUUCACUGCCUUGGUACUUGGUAGUUUUCUGUGCCCGAGACACAGACUUAAAUGCCUGAUAUGAAACUGAUACUGAACUUUUUCCAAACAGGCAUUCCAGUCACAGGGCUGUGGCAACAGUAGACCAGAGAAGGAUAGGCCUACAUGUAAAUAAGUUUUAUAUACAUUUAUAUAUGUUGUGUAUAUGACAAUGAGACAUCCCCUGUCUCGUGAUCGACUGCUUGGAUUGUGAAGGCCAGUGUUCAGAUGGGAGUUAGUAAGAUGGUUGUUUUGAAAGGAUGAGAAAGAUACGCUUUUAGUCUUUGAGAAAUAAUUUCUUGGUGCUACUAAAUAUUAAUCUGUAUUGCUAGGGAUUUCUUCCUUGUCAUGAACAUCGCAAUCUGUACCAGUGGCAUAUCAGUAUUCCCACAAAUGCACACACAGACACACACAUAGUAUUCCUACACAUGUGCAAAUGCAGACACAGAUGCACACAUAGCCUACACACAGACACUCAGGACUUUGAAUUUUGAAUCUUUGCUGUUCAAAUUAUGUUGUAAUUGCCUUUCCAGACAGAGAGUUUGCACUCCACAUGUUUACUGUAAGUGUUCCUGAAGCAGCUGUGUACAUUUUUCAGUGGUGUUUAUAACUGCAAAACAGAAAGUGCCUUGCUCUUUCUAAGGUACAUACAUAAGGGGUUACAAGUAAAGCUCAAAUAUAAUAUGUGCAGCAAUCCCCUCCACAUUAAAAUAUGUCUGAUAUAUUCAUACAUACUGCAUUCGCUCAACAUUAACCAGACCUAUGACUCGUACAUGACUCAGCUGAGGAUGACGGCUAUUUUAAUUAAACCCGAAUCAGCUGCUUUGUAUUUGUAAACAGAUCAGUAAUAGUUGUCUAUAUUUGAGAAAUGGAGGUACAUUCAUAGUACAGUGCUGCUGCACUUUCUCUCUUAUCCCAAAGAGGAGUUAUUUGGAAAAAUCUGCAUUACUAAUUCAGGAUAGGGGAUCAAGAAGCAGGAAUUUUAUCACUUGCUACCACUGUAGUAAAAUACAUAUUGUAUAGGUACAUUGAGGUACAUUGAGGUACUUUUUGUGCGACUGUUGAGCUGCGUCAUGUGAAAGAAGGCUGCAGCUCUUGGCAGGAGAACUAAUUUUACACUGUGGCUUUGCACUGACUACAGCACUGUGUGGAAAGGUCUCUGUCUCUUAUGACUAUUCACAUGAACCUCAUUUUGAUAAAAGUAAAGAAUUGUCACAGUAUUUUGAAAUAGUCAUUGAAGAACACAUCUGAGCACCGCUAGACUCAAUAAGGCCACAUGAAAGUGUUGCUGAAGCAUUUUAUGUGACUUUUCAGAAUUUACUAGUAGUGUCACUUCAAAGUGUUACUAAGCAUUAGCAGGAAUGAACAUGCAUUCAUUUUGGAAAAAAGUGUACGACGUACCAAAGACACCUUAAAACGACUGAGAAAAAGAUGCACAAAUAGUCUAUUUUAACACAACACUAACACUAGCAAUAAGCAACAUUGACUGAUAGUGCUGUUCUUUAGAAUGUAUGAGAUGUUUUGUAUAAAAUUAUCUUUUUAUAUUAAUGAACUUUAUGGAUGUUGCCUUCUAUAUGUGUCUGUGUGUUUUUUUGUUUUUUAUUUUUUUUUUAUAACUGUCAUCCUUCAUUCGGACUUUUUUGCUGGCAAAAGAAUAUCACCUUUAGCAACAGAAAGCUAUAAUAGUAGCAUUAACUAUAAUAGACAAAAGCCAAGUGUUAUAUUUUGUGUACAAUUUUCUACAUUUUUAUACAAAUGUGCUAUAUUUUACCAGUUUAUGAAUAAACAUGUUCAGUUUGGG